Messenger RNA from Frieseomelitta varia, 1833 nucleotides. RefSeq names its product major facilitator superfamily domain-containing protein 10 (gene rtet). Lineage: Eukaryota; Metazoa; Arthropoda; Insecta; Hymenoptera; Apidae. The transcript is spliced from 7 exons. The coding region runs from base 358 to 1677 and encodes 439 amino acids. Gene Ontology annotation, molecular function: transmembrane transporter activity. Gene Ontology annotation, cellular component: brush border membrane. Gene Ontology annotation, biological process: transmembrane transport. The record is from RefSeq and is a predicted model, not a curated record.
AGGAAUUAUCAAAAUGGACUACAAUGAAAAAUAGGUCAAAUCCUUUCACUCGUUGAAAUUAAUUCUUCAAAGUGUUUACGAUGACACAAAUAGAAAAUAUCAUAGUUAAAUUAGUUAAAUCAAACUUUUGGGAAGAAUUAAUUGCUAUUAAAAAGAGUAUUGUGUGAAAUGCAGAAAAUGAAAUUAUUUAGCUAUCAAUUAUGUUAAUUAAUGAAAAGAAACUUAAAUAUGCGAAAUAUUGAAUAAUAUUAAUAGUCGAUUUGAUAUAGUGGUGACAUGUUUGUAUUUUAAAUUUUAGUAUUAUUUACAAGUUUUUAUACUAAGUAUUUUUGCUUUUAUAAUACAUCAUUAUUAAUAAUGGUUCAAAUAAAAGAUAAUACCGUCCAAGUAGUAUUUAUUUCUUUAUUGUUGGACCUUUUAGCAUUUACUAUGAUAUUACCGUUGUUACCUGCCUUAUUAGACUAUUAUAAAGAAAUAGAAGAUGAUAGAGGCAUAUAUUUUAAAAUUUUAUAUUACAUACAAAAUGUAAGAACAUUUUUUGAUGCUCCUGAUAAGGUCAAUACGGUACUUUAUGGAGGUUUUCUUGGUUCUAUGUAUUCUUUUUUACAAUUUUUGAGCUCUCCGAUAGUAGGAGCAUUAUCAGAUAUAUAUGGAAGAAAGCCACUGAUGAUAUUUUGUUUAACUGGUAUUGCAUUAUCUUACCUGUUGUGGGCACUUUCUUGUAACUUUACUAUAUUUGUAUUAGCAAGAUUUGUUGGAGGUAUUAGUAAAGGAAAUAUUAAUUUAUCAAUGGCUAUUAUCAGUGAUGUUACAUCUCCAAAAACAAGGGGAAAAGCAAUGGCACUUGUUGGUAUAGCAUUUUCUAUAGGCUUUGUAGUAGGCCCAAUGAUAGGAGCAUUUUUUUCAUGGGUUUUUAGUGAUAAUAGAAAAGAGGCUUGGUAUAUAAUACCUGCAGUAUUUGCUCUUUUUUUAGCAACAAGUGACUUGUUCUUUAUUAUUUGUUACUUAAAAGAAUCUCUACCAUUAAAUCGUAGAAAUAAUACACUCAUAUCUAGUGUCAGUGAAAUUUUUACUUACAUUAAUCCUAUAGAUCUAUUCCAGUUUAAUGGGGUAUCUGGCUUAAAUUUGCAAGACAAAAAGAAUUUAAGAACACUGGGUUGUGUAUAUUUCAUGUAUUUGUUCAUAUAUAGUGGUUUGGAGUUCACCUUAACUUUCUUAACUCAUUAUCUAUUUAAAUUUACAAGCAUGCAACAGGGAUGGAUGUUUUUAGGAAUUGGAUUAGUUAUGGCAAUUUUGCAAGGAAGUUGGGUACGAACGAUUCCACCCAAUAAAACAAAAUCUGUUGCAGAAUUGGGUUUGUGGUUGAUCAUUCCAGCUUUUAUUUGUCUAGGUUUUGCAAGUGAUAUAUUGACAUUGUCAAUUGGAUUACUUCUGUUUGCAAUUUCUACUGCAAUGGUUGUUACAUGUAUGAUGACUCUUGUGACACGUAUUGGGCCUGAUCAUCAAAAAGGUGCAAUAACAGGUGUUUUUCGUUCUCUUGGAGCAUUGGCACGAGCUUGUGGACCUAUUGUAGCUUCUUCAGCUUUUUGGUACAUGGGUAGUAAAGCAACAUAUCUCACUGGUGCUGUAUUUCUUCUUUUCCCACCCAUUAUUCUCCAAACUAUAAAAUCAUUUUGAAAUGAAAGUAUUUACAUAAGUAUUGUAUACUUAUAUUGACCAGUAUUUUUAUAUGUUUUAUAAUGUUUGUUAUGUAAACAUUUAAGAAAGUAUUCUUUAUACGUUUAUUGUGUCAUAUAUAAAAUGUGAGGCAAUAUAUUCCCAUAUACAAAUUUU